Messenger RNA from Paramecium primaurelia, 510 nucleotides. The record is from the annotation of a GenBank genome assembly. NCBI's taxonomy places the organism in Eukaryota, Ciliophora, Oligohymenophorea, Peniculida, Parameciidae.
AUGUUUUAACCAAAACAAGAUGAAAGGUAUCCCCUUUCUACUGCAUGUUAAAUAUUAAGUGCGACAGCAGGUUUUACUACAGGAAUGACAACAGGAUUUUUUUUAGGAGAAACAAUAGGUUAAACAACAGGGGUUAUAAUAGCAAGUACAACAGGAAGCAUAUUAGGAUUUACUACUGGAUUAGUAGAAGAAAGUAUUAAAAAAUUAUGUGGAAAAAAGGAUUCAAAUAUAAAAGAAGUGAGUUUAUUUUUUGCUAAGAUGGGUUUAUAUGAGUAGAUGUUUGGAUCAUGGGGUGGACUUUUCGGGAACUCAUUGAGAAAUUAGAUUAUAUAUUGCUUAUUGUAUACAACAGGAUUAAUAGAUAUAAAUAGAGAAAAUGAAAAAGAUUAAUAACUUUUAUAAAUAGUUGAAUAAUAAGAGGAUGAAGAUUAAGAUGAAGAAUUUGAGAUUAUAGAAAUAGAAAAUAAUAAAUAGGAAGAAGAAAUUGAUAAAAUAAUAUAAUAAGAUUGA